AAGACAACGCGGAGGUUUGUAUGGAGCCGCGCUGAAUGGCAUGAUAUAUUAUACUGGUAUAUUAUUGAGUUAUUCUGAAGUACUCAGAGCUGGUUUUUUUUAUUAUGGACGGUAUGGAGAACAUUCUGAGGAGGUUGUUUUCCUCUGAAGAGGAAGAACUUUACAUUUUGGACUGUCUUUCAUAUUUAAUGAUGCUCAUGGCUUUUGCGACAUUUUUAACUUUGCUCUUUGAGGACAGUCCGUAUGGCCGGUACACCUCCAGGAGAUAUGGCUUUCCAGUUAAUGUUAAAGUGGCGUGGUUUGUUCAGGAGCUACCUGCUUUUCUUCUACCUCUGAGUUUAAUAUUAUGGGCUUCACCCUUGAAGAUAACUCUCCUACCUAACCAGUUACUUCUUGGCAUGUACUUUUGCCACUAUGUCCAAAGGUCUCUCGUAUAUCCGUUUUUAAUCCGAGGUGGAAAGCCCACACCAUUCGCAUCAUUUGCUCUAGCUUUUGUCUUUUGCUUUUAUAAUGGAUAUCUACAAGUGAGAUACCUGAGCCAGUAUGCAGACUUCCCUCAGGGUUGGGUUUCACAUCCCUGCUUCAUCACAGGCUCUUGUCUUUGGCUUCUGGGAUGGAUAAUUAACCUUCAUUCUGACCACAUACUGAGGAACCUGCGCAGGCCAGGAGAAACGGGCUACAAGAUACCCAGAGGUGGAGUGUUUGAGUACGUUUCAGGGGCUAAUUUUCUGGGUGAGAUAGUAGAAUGGGCUGGAUUUGCUCUGGCUGCGCACUCAGUCCACAGUUUUGCCUUUGCUUUCUUCACCUUCAUCGUCCUUUCCAACCGAGCCAUCGCUCACCACAAGUGGUAUCUUGAGAAAUUUGAGGAUUACCCCAAAUCAAGAAAAGCUCUGAUUCCAUUUGUGUUCUGAAGAAUUAACAGAUAUUGGACUCGCAUACAAUGAAGAACAUCCAAACAUUGCAAUAUAUACAAUAAGGGUAUUUCUUUCUGUCCAAGGAUCCAAGCACGUCUCAAUGCAGAAUCCCCUCAGGCGUUGUCAGUUAGUCCACUGUAAAAUGUAAUUGUGCGGGAAUGAGUUAUGGAUACAUAAUUGAACCUCAAGGCGCGAGUUUUGCGUCUUGUCAUGCAAACCGAGACCAAAACAGGAGAGAUGAACUAGCCCAAAAAGCAAAUCUUCAAAGUUUUUAUAAUAGAUUACAAAUCCUUAAUUCAUUACAGAACAUAAAGUCCUUUUUUUAUUACCUCAUUUGGUUAAGUGAAAGCCUUAGCAUUUUCAUAUAUAAAAGAUAGAAGUCUAAGAUAAAUUAGAAAACUGUUAGUGGAAAAAAAGACUUAUUUUUUUUCUUGAACUCACACAGAGUUAGUAGAGAAGGUGAAAUAAAGUUUGUGUCUCAACCCUGAAAUGCUCCAGAUCUGUAAAGUCAUUACUUGUUGGCAGAAGAACAAUACUGCUAAAGAUCAUCCUGCUUUUCACAGGAAUAUUUCGACUGGAUCUGUCAAAAAGCAGUUCUUUAAAGUGCUAUCAUGAGAGCUGUAAUUAUGCUCUGUUAUAACACUUCAGCUCCAAAGAUUGUCUGUUACAAAACUGUCUGAGGUAAAGGCAGAAAGGUUAUACAAAACAAAGGUUUUCCAGUGCCAGGUCAACACAUUGCAGGUUGUGUUUCUGCCUGUCAGAGCCAGACUGCUGGGACAGGGCACAGUGAUUUAUGACUGGCCUUACCACUUCUUUCCACUAUUUAAUGAAUUCAGUGCCUAUGCCAGACUCCUGCUUGUGGCUACCCCUUGAUUCCUACUGCUGUUUUCACUAGUUACUGGAAUGCUCUAGCAGAUUCUUCCCUGAGUACAAUUGCUAUUCCACACUGACUGAGAGAUUUGACACCCUCAGCCAAAUCACCUAUGACUGGAGAAGGCCUCUUGGACCAAAUUGCCAACUAAGGACUAGCAGUCCAGGAAAGACAAGAGCCUCUUGCACAUGGGCCUUAUAUGACCUUAAGUGGAAGUAGUUCUGUUUACCUCAGUGGACCCAGUGUAUUUCUCAAUUCCUAUAAUCUGUACUGGCUUUGGGGAUUGCCAAGCAAUGGCAGUACUCUAAAGAUGUGUGUGCCAGCCUUUACCAUAGAUGGCAUCUCACUAGGUUUUCAUAGGAGUUUCUAGAAACUGCUUCCUUGCAAGUGAUAUACUAUACUGCCAAAAAUUUUGGGUCAUCUGCCUUUACAUGCACAUGAAUGUAAUAUGGAGUUGUCCUGCCAUUUUCAGCUAUAACAGUUUCAACUGUUCUGGAAAAGGCUUUCCACAAGGUUUAGGAGUGCGUUUAUGGGAAUUUUUGACCAUUCCUCUAGAAGCUCAUUUGUGAGGUCAGGCACUGAUGUUGGACAAGAAGGUCUGGCUCACAGUCUCCGCUCUAAUUCAUCCCAAAGGUGUUCUAUCAGGUUGAGGUCAGGACUCUGUGCAGGCCAGUCAAGUUUCUCCACACCAAACUCGCUCAUCCAUGUCUUUAUGGACCUUGCUUUGUACACUGGUGUGCAGUCAUGUUGGAACAGCAAGGGGUCAUCCCCAAACUUCCCACAAAGUUGGGAGCCUGAAAUUGUCCAAAAUGUCUUGGUAUGCUGAAGCAUUAAGAGUUCCUUUCACUGGAACUAAGGGGCCAAGCCUAACCCCUGAAAAACAACACCUGAAUUUAAUGAUUUACUUUUGGCAAUAUAGUGUAUUUUAAGUUAAAGGAGUUGAAGAGUAACAUACUUCGGCAGUAAGCUUGCCUUGAAUGCAUUGGUGGCCAGAUGACUUUGGAUUGAAUCCAGGUUUUCUGACCAAGGUUAUAUCAUCAAACUCAGUCUGUUGACCUUGAGUCCCUCAGUGAGCCUGCAGAGCAUUCCAUGCCAUACCAGGUAUGUGACUUACAGCAUGAUUUGGAUCAGAGGCAGCCAUCAGGUCACGUCAACAUCUUGGCAUCUAGACAUGCUGGUUGUCCAGCCCUUAUUAUAAAAUGUCAGACUUCUUGUCAUAGUCCUUGUUUGGAGGUGUGCCAGUGCUACCUUGCCAUCACAAUGCACUUUCUCCAGACUUUACUGAAAUAACAUCAGCCAUCUACAGCAGGCUUUUUUGGUCAGUAUUCCAAGACUAGACAUUUUUGUGUAUGCUGUUCAGGUGUUCCACACCAUGCCUUAUGGAUAGCAUGAGUAAGAUAUAUAUGAAUGUAACUGUGGUGCUAUAAAUGUUAAACAUUCUCCAGGAACCUCUAACUAAGUUACAGAGUACUAGGAAAUGAUUUAUGUUUGGUGGUUUAAUGGUUAUGGACCCACAUAGGAGGCAUUAUACUGGCUGAAAGUUAGUAAUUUGAAACAAUUAAAUGUUAAAGGAUGGGACAGUAACACGGGGCAUAAACAGAAUAAACAUGAAUGAGAUGAGAAAUACACAAACAGUGAUUUUGACAAAUCUUGUGAUGAAUGGGAAAUUACUUAUAAUUGAUUUAUUGAAUGAUUUUAAAGCUUGUAUAAAAUAAAACCAUCAUCUUAAUGGUGCCAUAGAGGAACUCUUUUCUGCAUCAUCGUAUAAAAGAAAUGGAUUGGCCUAUAUCCACCUGUCUGUUAUGCCAACACUGUCACGCUCAGGGAAGCUAUGAGGUGGAGAGGCAGGUAUAGGCAGGAUUUAAAGCUUAUUUCUGCUGCUGUGUUUAACUUAAUAUGCAUAACAUGAUGCAAACUGAAAAACCUUUAAACAAAACAAAGCCUGCUCAGGACUUGUCUGUUGGCUUUAGGGCUUUACCUCACACCCUGAUGUUUCCAGGAUAGGCUCUGGAUCCGCUGGUAAGCUGACCAGAAGCAGUUAUGAAAAAUUAAUUCAGUUGAGCAAGAGAGAUAUUAUGCAGAACAUUGGUUG
Hemibagrus wyckioides is the source of this 3877-nucleotide messenger RNA. It is a transcript of the gene srd5a1, whose product is annotated as steroid-5-alpha-reductase, alpha polypeptide 1 (3-oxo-5 alpha-steroid delta 4-dehydrogenase alpha 1). Lineage: Eukaryota; Metazoa; Chordata; Actinopteri; Siluriformes; Bagridae. The transcript has 5 exons. Gene Ontology annotation, biological process: steroid biosynthetic process. The record is from RefSeq and is a predicted model, not a curated record. Gene Ontology annotation, cellular component: membrane. The coding region runs from base 105 to 911 and encodes 268 amino acids. Gene Ontology annotation, molecular function: 3-oxo-5-alpha-steroid 4-dehydrogenase activity.